This is a messenger RNA of Fulmarus glacialis (Northern fulmar), 1412 nucleotides long. Its product is annotated as collagen alpha-1(XIV) chain-like. Lineage: Eukaryota; Metazoa; Chordata; Aves; Procellariiformes; Procellariidae. The transcript has 10 exons. The annotation marks the transcript as partial. The record is from RefSeq and is a predicted model, not a curated record.
GGGCCACCAGGUGAAAAAGGAGAGAAGGGAGAUCUUGGUUUUCCUGGCCUGCAGGGUGUCCCAGGAGCAUCAGGUUCACCUGGAAGAGAUGGAGCUCAAGGUCAAAGGGGCCUUCCUGGCAAAGAUGGACCCACAGGCCCACAAGGACCUCCUGGCCCAAUGGGCAUACCUGGUGCUCCAGGUGUUCCAGGUGUUACUGGAAGCCAGGGGCCACAAGGUGAUGUUGGAGCUCCAGGUCCUCCUGGAGCUAAGGGUGAAAGGGGUGAGCGGGGUGAUCUCCAGUCCCAAGCAAUGGUGCGUGCUGUUGCUCGGCAAGUGUGUGAACAACUCAUCCAGGGUCAUAUGGCAAGAUAUAACUCAAUUCUGAACCAGAUUCCAAGCCAGUCUGUCUCAACACGAACCAUCGCAGGACCUCCUGGUGAGCCAGGUCGGCCAGGGGCUCCAGGGCCACAGGGUGAACAAGGAUCACCAGGCAUGCAAGGGUUUCCAGGAAGUCCUGGUCAACCAGGAAGACCAGGAGAAAGAGGUUUACCGGGCGAGAAAGGAGAAAAAGGCAAUUCAGGAGUUGGAACACAAGGACCCCGAGGCCCACCAGGAUCUACAGGACCUCCAGGAGAAAGUCGAACUGGCAGCCCGGGACCACCAGGAUCUCCAGGCCCACGAGGUCCCGCCGGUCACAUGGGACCUCCAGGCUCACAGGGUCCUUCUGGCCCGCCGGGGUACUGCGAUCCGUCCUCCUGCGCUGGUUACGGCAUGGGAGGUGGAUACGGUGAGCCAACUGAUCAAGACAUCCCAGUAGUGCAGUUGCCACAUAACUCCUACCAAAUCUAUGACCCUGAGGACCUUUAUGAUGGUGAGCAACAGCCGUACGUAGUUCACGGGUCCUACCCCUUACCAUCCCCAUACUCCCAGUCCUCCUAUCCAUCACCUCAUCUUGCUCAACCAGAGUUUACUCCUGUUCGAGAAGAGAUGGAAGCCGUUGAACUGAGAUCCCCAGGAAUUAGUCGCUUCACAAGGAAGAUAGCCAAAAGGAGCGUCAAGACUCCAGUACGCAAAAGGGCGAAUGGAAAAAAACCUUCUCAAUAAACUGUUUAAAAAGGGGAAACACUUUAUGUGCAGCUGUGUUUGGCCUUUUGUCCAGGUGCCUAACCUGUCAUGGAAGAUGUUUACAGGCUCUUGUAUUAAAGGAGGAAAAAAAUGUACAUGACCAGUUGACACAACAAAUAAUGGUACUUAUCUUGCAUGCCAGAAACUUAGUAUGUUAGUGGGUUGGUGCUAGAUGAUGAUGAAAGGUCACCUGUAGAUCUUUCUCUGGAGUACUGUUCCAUACACUAUUCAAACUAAAACCGCAUCAGGCUAGUUGGUGUACGUAGAACCAUUCAGAAAAGUUCUUUUUUUUUUUUUAAUCCAUG